Otolemur garnettii (small-eared galago) is the source of this 1286-nucleotide messenger RNA. It is a transcript of the gene RAB40B, whose product is annotated as RAB40B, member RAS oncogene family. Gene Ontology annotation, biological process: intracellular signal transduction; protein localization to plasma membrane. The transcript is spliced from 6 exons. Gene Ontology annotation, molecular function: GTPase activity; GTP binding. The coding region runs from base 106 to 942 and encodes 278 amino acids. Gene Ontology annotation, cellular component: plasma membrane; synaptic vesicle; endosome. The record is from RefSeq and is a predicted model, not a curated record. NCBI's taxonomy places the organism in Eukaryota, Metazoa, Chordata, Mammalia, Primates, Galagidae.
GGAGGUUGGCAGGGAUAGGGUUCCGCGCCGCCUCCCCUUGGCCCGGCCGCCGCCUCUGCGCGCGGCCCCGCGGCCGGGCAUGGGCUGGGGCUACAGGCCAAUACGAUGAGUGCCCUGGGCAGCCCGGUGCGGGCCUACGACUUCUUGCUCAAGUUUCUACUCGUGGGCGACAGCGACGUGGGCAAGGGUGAGAUCCUGGCUAGCCUGCAGGACGGCGCGGCCGAGUCUCCGUACGGCCACCCGGCAGGGAUUGACUACAAAACCACUACCAUCCUGCUCGAUGGCCGGCGGGUGAAGCUGCAGCUCUGGGACACGUCGGGGCAGGGAAGAUUCUGUACCAUAUUCCGCUCCUACUCUCGGGGUGCACAGGGUGUAAUCCUUGUCUACGACAUUGCGAACCGCUGGUCUUUUGAUGGCAUCAAUCGAUGGAUUAAGGAGAUUGACGAGCAUGCCCCCGGGGUCCCUAAGAUCCUGGUGGGGAACCGGCUCCAUCUGGCCUUCAAGCGACAGGUGCCCACGGAGCAGGCCCAGGCCUAUGCAGAGCGCCUGGGUGUGACUUUCUUUGAGGUCAGCCCUCUCUGCAACUUCAACGUCACAGAGUCCUUCACAGAGCUGGCCAGGACUGUGCUGCUGCGGCAUGGGAUGGACCGGCUCUGGAGGCCGAGCAAAGUGCUGAGCCUGCAAGACCUGUGCUGCCGUGUGGUAGUGUCCUGCACACCUGUGCACCUGGUGGACAAGCUCCCACUGCCGAUGGCCUUGCGAAGCCACCUCAAGUCUUUCUCCAUGGCCAGUGGCCUGAAUGCCAGGAUGAUGCACGGCCGCUCCUACUCUCUGGCUGCCAGUACCAUUCACAAGAGGAGCAGUUUCCGCAAGGUGAAGGUUGUCUGCCCACCCCAAAGCCCUCCCAAAAACUGCACCAGAAAUGGCUGCAAAAUUUCUUAAGGAAGCCACUAAAAAUUGACACACUGGACUCUGUCCAGGAGCAACUCUGAGUAGUCAUGCCUGGAGGACGCUGACACAGCCUAGAUCCAGGAAGCAUGUCUCGCUUUCUCCUGGUGAUAAAGCUGCAUGGGGAUGCCUGUGCCACUUCCUGCAGUGAGAACAUACAAUUUAGUUUGACUGCGGACUUCUACUUGGACGUGUAUGAAGUCUGUGUUUCAAAUGAGUGUGUAUAAGGGGAAAAUGAGUGUUCUGUGCACUCCUGAUAAUAUGGAAUGUUGAAUGCUACUUAUGUCAUGAUUGCACUGCAACACUUUCUUUAAAAUAAUUGCUUUUAGGCCUGGCAC